Messenger RNA from Trachymyrmex cornetzi, 450 nucleotides. RefSeq lists its product as uncharacterized. The coding region runs from base 1 to 450 and encodes 149 amino acids. Lineage: Eukaryota; Metazoa; Arthropoda; Insecta; Hymenoptera; Formicidae. The record is from RefSeq and is a predicted model, not a curated record. The transcript has a single exon.
AUGAUACCGUUUGACCUGGCGGCAGAUCGCAUCAGACGGGCGUACUUGCGUAGACAAGACAUUAUUGCCCGGGAUGGCGAGAUCACCCCGCAUGCGAGGGCGAUGCUGUUAGAAGCCGAGCGACGGCGUUCGAUAUCACGAUGGCAGAGACGUCUAGAUGAGCUGCCCCUGAAUGGAUCGGGCGCGAUCGUGCGUGGGUCCAUUGGGGAGGAUGUGGAGGCGUGGAUCGGGAGGGCGCAUGGCGCCCUCACUUACCGCGUGACUCAAGUCUUGACGGGGCACGGGGUGUUUGAGUCCUAUCUAUACAGGAUAGGACGAAGGGACACCCCGAUUUGUCCAUUUUGCAGAGCGACGAGCGACACGGCGGCUCAUACCCUUCUGUUCUGCCCGUUCUGGGCGGAGCAGAGGGGGGGGGGCUGCUGGAGGUCGCUGGAGUCGAUAGAUCGCUAA